Symbiodinium sp. CCMP2456 is the source of this 1059-nucleotide messenger RNA. The record is from the annotation of a GenBank genome assembly. Lineage: Eukaryota; Dinophyceae; Suessiales; Symbiodiniaceae.
AUGGUCAGAGACGGCGGCGCUUCGAGCAGCGAGCAGAUGUCGCGUGAUGGCCAUGGCGGCCAUGAGGAUUCCAAGCUGGAGGCUGUGGAUCUGCCACAGCGACUUAGGUUUGAGCUAGCCACUGGCAAGAUGUCCGUGGACCUCGUGGAUGACCGUUUCGACGAGGCGCAGCAGCAGAGACGACAGCUGUUGAGCUUAUCCCUCCAUGAAGCAAGCUGGGCGGUUGAUAUCGAUAUGCUCACGGACAGCCUCGGAAAAGAUGCCUUCGAGUGGCGUGUGGAAGGAAAGCUGAAGACAUUUUCCGCCCGGCAUUCCGGCAGAAUUAUCCUACACUUUCGCCAAUCGGAGGUCCAGCAGAUGCCCGGAGACUUGGCCGGGCAUCUCGUGUUGGCAAACACCCUAGAGCCCGCACGCAACCUUCUGACGUUGCAGUUGAGCUUCGCGCCACUGGAGGUGCACUUGCCACAGGGAAUGUUCAGUCAACUGCUGAAGUUUUUCGAGAGGGAUGUGGAGCCUUCGCAAUGGCAGGGAGCGUACGACACUUCCCAGGACAGCCUGCCAAUGUCGCAGCGGGUUGUGGACAAGGUGUAUGAGCAGAUCCCCGACGAAGUGCAGCUCGACGUCCGCAUCUCCUCACCUGUGAUUGUCGUUCCUGUGGAGAACCUCGGCUCCGCGCGCUUCAGUCUGGGCGACCUUCACCUUGUCACUUUGGGACCCUGCGCAUACGAACGUCUUGCUUGCAAGCUGAAGCUGGAAGACAUUUCACUUCGCAGCACUACAGCAAGAGGCGCAAAUUUCAAUGUCGUCAAACCUCUGCAGCUCUGUCUCGAUGUGCAGCUUCGGAUGCUGGACGACGAAAACCACAUGGAGGUCCAGGCUGCGAUGAGCCAGGCUGCAUUGUCUGUGAGUCCGGAAGCGAUGCAGAUACUUACUUCCAUUCCAUCGGCUUUGUCUUCGCUUCUGGGCAGCUUCGAUGAGGCAGAGCCGAGCUUUGGCCUCAGUCUCCCCUUGCUGACGGUGUCGCCAGCAGUUGCACACGGAGUCCAAAGUUCGUUCUGA